Molecule: messenger RNA, 508 nt
Organism: Metschnikowia bicuspidata var. bicuspidata NRRL YB-4993
Lineage: Eukaryota; Fungi; Ascomycota; Pichiomycetes; Serinales; Metschnikowiaceae
Exons: 1
Coding region: 99-458 (119 amino acids)
Source: RefSeq, a predicted model, not a curated record
UUCAUCUUGUCACUUCCUUCAUCUGAUCUUGUUUCCUUCUUCAUCUGAUCUCGUCUCUUCCUUUAUCAUAUCACUUUCUUUUUGUCUCUUCCUUUACUAUGUCUCUUCGCUUGACAAUCUCUUGCUUUGAAAAUUUCUCUUCCUUAAUCUUGUAUCUUUCUUUCUCUUGUCUCUUCCUUAAUCUUGUCUCCUUCUUCAUCUUGUCUCUUCCUUCAUCCUGUCUCUUCCUUCAUCCUAUCUCUUACUUCAUCUUGCUUCCUUUAUCUUAUCUUGCCUCCUUCUUUUUGCCUCCUCCUCUUUAUCUCUUCCCUCAUCUCAUCUCUUGUCUCUUUUCUGCUUCGCCUGGUUGUCUCAUGUAUCUUCAGCGCUCCUACCGUUGUUUGCUCGCCAGUCAUUCCGCUGCACUUGCGCUCUUUUUCUUCACUCUCUUUACAAGCCCUAGGCAGACAGCCAAUUGACGCGAAAUCAAAAAAAACCCCUUUGAUCUCCUGCUUCUGGCGCCCUACAA